UUGUUCUACUUUGUUUCUGCGCUCGGUUUACUUUUCUUCUGGAUUGGAGUACAUGGUUGUCUUUUUUUUUUUUUUUUUUUUUUUCUCUACAAAUGGGUAUUUAGGGUAUCUAAAAAGGGUACACAAAAGGAUGUUAGAUGGUACAUCUGAGCUUCGCGGCUCCGGAAUGGAUUGGUUUGGAAAAGGCAAAUGCACAUUCAUUCUCUACUUUCCUUGAUCUCUUGAUUCCAUAUGCUCGAAGUACUCUGGAUGGAUUGUUGAAUUGGGUCUUGUACUGGUAUGUAUGUAUGGUAUGGUAUGCAUGGAAUACGGCAUGGUUUGUUUGGUAUGGUGCGGUCUGGUAUUUACUGGUAUGGAUUUAGUAGUAGUAUAUCAUAGUCAAUAGUAUCAAUGUAUAGCUCUAAGCGGAC
Aspergillus ruber CBS 135680 is the source of this 410-nucleotide messenger RNA. RefSeq lists its product as uncharacterized. The record is from RefSeq and is a predicted model, not a curated record. The transcript has a single exon. Lineage: Eukaryota; Fungi; Ascomycota; Eurotiomycetes; Eurotiales; Aspergillaceae. Bases 138 to 362 code for a protein of 74 amino acids.